This is a messenger RNA of Diachasma alloeum, 1729 nucleotides long. It is a transcript of the gene kin17, whose product is annotated as DNA/RNA-binding protein KIN17. Gene Ontology annotation, molecular function: double-stranded DNA binding. Gene Ontology annotation, biological process: DNA damage response; DNA replication. Gene Ontology annotation, cellular component: nucleus. Bases 360 to 1613 code for a protein of 417 amino acids. NCBI's taxonomy places the organism in Eukaryota, Metazoa, Arthropoda, Insecta, Hymenoptera, Braconidae. The record is from RefSeq and is a predicted model, not a curated record. The transcript has 4 exons.
GAAUUCUAAUGCGAUGACGUAAUUAAUAAAAGUGAAUUAUUCACAAGUUAACGAGAAUUUGACACAACGAGGAUGAACUGAAUUGUCCAUACGAGUACCGAGUGUCGCGCGCUGCCGUCAAACCUCGAAUGGCCUCGGGUUGGGUUAGUCGACGUACCUAUGACGUUGUGUUUACGAUAUUUUCGUUUGACGGGAGUAAAUUGGAGUAAAUGCGCUGGUUUCGUCGAUUUUAACGACCGGUGCGAACGACAAAAAGAGACUUGUAUUCUCCAUUCAAAAGUGAAAUAGUGCAUUCUCCUCGAAGAUACUUCUGAGGGGACCCAAGCCCCCGGAUUCAUUCGCUAAAUUCCAACUGAAAAAUGGGUAAACAUGAGCCUGGAACACCGAAAUACAUCGCCAACAAGAUCAAGUCGAAGGGCCUCCAGAAGCUGCGAUGGUACUGCCAGAUGUGUGAGAAGCAGUGCCGGGACGAGAAUGGCUUCAAGUGCCACACAAUGUCCGAGUCACAUCACAGGCAGCUUCUGCUGUUCGCUGACAAUGCCCACAAGUACAUGGAUCAGUUUUCCCAGGAGUUCUCCCACGGCUACCUGCACCUGUUGAAGAGACAGUUUGGGACUCGACGAGUGGCAGCCAACAGGGUCUACCAGGACUACAUCGCUGACAGGGGUCAUGUGCACAUGAAUGCAACUAUUUGGCUGAGUCUGACGGCGUUCGUCAAGUGGCUGGGGAGAACUGGCAAGUGCGUUGUUGACGAGACUGAGAAAGGAUGGUUCGUUACAUACAUUGACCGUGACCCAGAGACCCUAGCACUUCAGGAGAAGAAAGCGAAGAAAGAAAAAAUGGACAAAGACGAUGCAGAGCGUAUGAUGGACUUCAUCGAGAAGCAAGUGGAGCAAGGACGCCAAGAGGAUUCCGGCCCCCAGGAGGACACCCCGACGCCUCUCCAGCGGUCUGAAGAGGAUGGACCCCUAGUUCUCGACCUGAAACUCAAGAUGAAACCGAAACUGAUGGGACCACCUCUGGCUCCACCUCCGAAACGAGGAGAAUCCUCGAAGGCCUCGACAAUCAAGGAAGAGCCACAAUCAGAGGAAGAAUCUGAUGACAAUGACAGUCGAGCCCCCAGUGAGUGCAGAUCGGAGAUGAGUGUGAAGAGGUUCCACGAGGCUGAUGACAACUUCUCGAAAAAAGUCAAACGGGAGAGGAGAGACUCUGAGAGAGAGGAGGGCGGGGCAUCGACAUCGGGUGGAUGGCUCCAGGAAGGACUAGUGGUAAAAAUAAUAACAAAAACUCUGGGCCAAAAAUACUACAAGGCUAAAGGUGUCGUCCAGUCCCCAGUGCUGGAGUCUGGAUACGUCGGGAAGAUCAGGCUCACUUCGCCAGAGGUCGACGGUCACGUCGUGAAACUGGACCAGGAGCACCUGGAAACUGUGAUCCCAGCUAUAGGAAGAGAGGUGUUAAUUAUUCAGGGAAAACACAAGGGUUGCAAGGGAAUUAUAAGGAAAGUUCGAGUGGAGGAAUACAGCGUCGACGUUGACCUCUUGAGGGACGAGAGGUGCCUGAAAAAAUUACCGUACGAAUUCAUAUGCAAAUUCUCUGAGGUCUCCAAGUUGUAACGAAGGACUUCAAUAGUUUAAGGACAAUUGUAAAUUUUUUUCGAUGUAUUUAAGAAUAUGUCAAUGUAAAUUUUUUUUAAGAAUUAUAAAACGAGAUGGAGAGGAGUUUUAAGUUA